UACACACAGAUCGCGGAUAACAAGCAGGUCAGCGGAAGACAGCAGACGUGACACCACUCUGCUGUAGCGCGUGCAACACCGACUAUGAGCUCCAAGAAAAAGGCGCUGAGAGCGGAGGAUACUUUACCCAAUGCAGUUGCUAAACUGGCCCGAACCAGCGAUGGUGGCAUCUGCACUGGUCUAGCACAGGUUGGUGUGGAUUCCAUACGAGCUAUCGUGGAGUUCGGGGGCGGAGUGGAGUCGUUCUUGUUCCUGGCUCCCGUGUGCAAGGGCUGGCUGGAUGCUUACGCGUACGGAGCGAAGAAGGAGGCCAAGUACACGAGCACGUACACGAGCACCCUCGCCAUCGUCAUGUCCUCCACCCGCCUGGCGUGGGCUGUAUCCGCCGGGUGGAAGGGCGACGAAAACGCAUGCAAGCUCGCCGCAGCCACGGGCAAGUUGGACGUGUUCGAAGGAUGCCGCAAGCUCGGGUGCAGGGGGGGAUCUGGGGUGCUUUCGGCCGCCGUGCGAGGCAAGAACACGGAGAUCGUCCAAGCAGUCCUUGAUGACCCUGACUGCCCUGUCGGAAAGGACGCGUUGGAGCUAGCGAUCAUGUCGGGUAGCGUUGAGACGACGCAACUGGUGGGGUGCAAGUACGAAUUCCCGAAAGAUGACUGGAAGCGUCAGGCUGUAGUUGAUGGAUUGUUCAAGGCGGCAUCGGAGGGCUCCCUGGCUAUGGUUCAGUGUCUCUGGGAGUGGGUUCCUGGUCAUGGAGACGCAAAGAUAUUGCGAGACGCGAUAGAAAAGUCCGCCAAGAACGACCACUUCGCCGUGGCGGAAAGGUUAGUGAAAACCUAUUUGGACCGGUUUGACAAUGACGAAGAUACCAAUGAGGUGAUCUUGACGCAUUUCCCUUCCUCUCAUCCACUGGCGAAGAAGAUAGUGGACGACGAGGCGGAGUACCGGGCGUCGCUGGGAUUAGACGAGGAUAUGGACUACGAUCUUUAUUAUUAGACUGAAUAGCCCGGGGGUAGCCCCGGCCUCUGUCUGAAGCCCUGUGUAAUUUUUUCCCAAGAGGCGUGUAUCUGUGUGGCGUGUGAUGCGAGUCGAUCGACGUUCUGAAGGUGAAAUUGGUUGAGAUUGGAUAAGAUCGUCCAUAAAAUGAAAAACGAAGACAAUAUUGUACUGGGAAAGGAAAGGAAACAUCUCUACUGCUGUAGUAGUAGGGUUAGUAGGUUCGAACCCCUGACCAGGAUACGCACCCGACGGUCGCACAUGGUAUUUUCCCGCAAUCUUGUUGGAAGCGAUUUGGGUGGACGGCAAUUAAUUCCAAUUCACCGCGGGAAAAUAUCAGAGCAGGAAUUAUAAAUUAGGAAUGACCGAGGACAGUCGUGAUGAAAAUGAUGUGGUACGUGCGUGUGCUGCGGUCUGAGAGAGGGAGACUAGACUAUUCUGACAGGUAGAAACGUGCGGCUAGCCCUUGGCCGUGCUAGAAAAAACGAACGAAGCGGCAUACAAGAAAUAGGGAAAAGCC
Ectocarpus siliculosus is the source of this 1513-nucleotide messenger RNA. NCBI's taxonomy places the organism in Eukaryota, Phaeophyceae, Ectocarpales, Ectocarpaceae. The record is from the annotation of a GenBank genome assembly.